Messenger RNA from Arachis ipaensis, 498 nucleotides. RefSeq names its product Disease resistance protein (TIR-NBS class). Gene Ontology annotation, biological process: defense response. Gene Ontology annotation, molecular function: ADP binding. NCBI's taxonomy places the organism in Eukaryota, Viridiplantae, Streptophyta, Magnoliopsida, Fabales, Fabaceae. The record is from RefSeq and is a predicted model, not a curated record.
AUGGAAUCUGAAGCUGUUAUUGUUGGCCUUUGGGGCAUGGGCGGCGUUGGUAAGACAACUCUUGCGACUGCAGUUUUCAAUAGAUUGUGUGAUGGAUUUGAAGGAUUUUGCUUUUUGAACAAUGUAAGAGAAAGAGCUGAGAAAUAUGGUAUAGAUCAUUUGAAGACAGAACUUCUUUCCAAACUGCUAAAGGAAGAAGAUGCAAGUCCCUUUGUCACGCCUGGUGGGAUAACUAAUUUUGCCAAGAAAAGACUUAGUCGAACAAAGGUUCUUGUUGUUCUUGAUGAUGUCAAUGAUUCAGAUCAAAUGGAAGAUUUAUCUGGAGGACAUACAUGGUUUGAGGCAAGUAGCAGAAUCAUAGUGACAACAAGAGAUAAGUAUGUUCUUGCUACAGCUGAUGCAGAUCAUAUACAUGAAGUUAAGACAUUGAAUCCUGAUGAAUCUCUUUGGCUUUUCAACUUGAAUGCCUUUAAGCAAAACUGCGUUAUAAAAGCAUAA